This is a messenger RNA of Daucus carota subsp. sativus, 1566 nucleotides long. RefSeq lists its product as uncharacterized. Bases 1 to 1566 code for a protein of 521 amino acids. The record is from RefSeq and is a predicted model, not a curated record. The transcript has a single exon. NCBI's taxonomy places the organism in Eukaryota, Viridiplantae, Streptophyta, Magnoliopsida, Apiales, Apiaceae.
AUGGAUCGUGCCACAUGGAUGUAUAAAUUACCGCGGGUCGCACAUGAGUAUGUUAGUGGGGUUAAUGAAUUCAUUUCAUGUGCGGUGGAGAACUUAAAGAAGAAAGGCACUGAACAUGGUAAUGAAGAAAUGAUCACAUGUCCCUGUCGCGACUGUUCUAAUUUAAAAAAGUAUCCUAAUGUCGAGACAGUGCGUGAACAUUUAUUUCGACGUGGUUUCAUGAAAGAUUAUACUAAGUGGAUUUGGCAUGGUGAAGGAAUACAAUCUAAAAAAACAGAGACAAUUAGCAGAAAUAAUGAAAAUUAUGGAGAUGAUAUGGAGGAUACCAAUAAAGAAGAUGAUGUAGAAAACGACAGGGUCCAUGAGAUGAUUGAAGAUGUUGAAGAUCUUCUAAUGCACCAGCCGGAAGUUCUUGAACACUUGGUUGAUGACUCCAAAAAACCUUUGUAUCCCGGGUGCAGUGAUCAGUUUACGAGGUUGUCAACUACCCUUAAAUUGUGUAAGCUUAAAGUGAAGAAUGGGUGGAGUGACAAGAGUUUCACUGAAAUGCUAAAACUUCUGGCAGACAUUCUUCCGCUGAAGAAUGAGCUUCCCACUUCCACCUAUGAGGCGAAGAAGAUAUUGUGUCCGAUGGGUAUGAAUGUGAAGAAGAUACAUGCAUGUCCAAAUCACUGUGUGUUGUUUCGCAACGAGCAUGAACAUCUACACGCCUGUCCAAAAUGCAGAGCAUCUAGGUUCAAGCGGGAAGGAAGUAAUUCUUGUACUAAUGACAAGAAGAGGCCUCCGGUCAAGGUUUUGCGUUAUCUGCCUAUAGUGGAACGAUUCAAACGACUCUUUGCAAAUGUAAAUGAUGCGAAGCUUUUGAGAUGGCAUGUUGAAGGAAGAAAAUCUGAUGGGAUGCUCCGACACCCAGCCGACUCACCACAAUGGAGAACCAUUGAUGGAAAGUUUCCGGAAUUUGGUGGAGAACUUAGAAACCUUCGACUUGGCCUUUCUGCAGAUGGCAUGAAUCCGUAUCGCACUUUAAGCUCACAACAUAAUACUUGGCCGGUUGUUUUAACCAUUUAUAACUUGCCUCCUUGGUUAUGCAUGAAGCGCAAGUACAUAAUGUUGGCGUUGCUAAUACCCGGCCCUAAAGAGGCAGGGAAUGACAUAGAUGUUUAUCUCCAGCCACUUAUUGAAGAUCUAAUGUUAUUGUGGGAUCAAGGUGUGGAGAUAUAUGAUGCCUACAGCCGAACAAACUUCAUCCUGCAUGCCAUGGUUUUCUGCACCAUAAGCGACUUUCCUGGAUACGGAAAUCUAUCUGGGUACAGUGUCAAAGGAGCUAAUGCUUGUCCGAUUUGUGUAGAUGCGACGAUUGACAUUCGCUUACACAAUUGCAAAAAAAAUGUAUACAUGGGUCAUCGUACUUUUCUUCCUCUUAACCACCCUUAUCGUAAGAACAAAAAGUCUUUUGAUGGGACUAUCGAAACUCGAGUGGCUCGUUUACCUUUAACCGGGAAGGAGGUUUUUCAACGAGAGAUAUUGAUGUUGUGCUUGGGAAGUUAUAUAAAAGGCCAACCGUAA